AUGGCCUCAGUCUUCCAGGGUAGCGACGUAGACGACGUGCUGGACAGUAUGUUUGCUCAAAUCAAAACACAUGUGGAGCAUCCUGUGCUACCUCGGAGCGGCUUUACGAUUAGUCGAAUCCUACACCUUGAUGUAGAUUUCCAUAAUUUGUGGCUAACAAGGGGUUCAUCAUAUAUUGCAGCACCAAAAUGGAUAGUUUCCAAGAAUGCCAUCAUUAACCCAAAAAAUGGGAAUGAGGAGUGUUUCAGGUGGGCUGUUAUAGCAUCCUUACACUAUACCGAGGUGGAAAAAGAUGCACAAAGAAUCACUAAGCUGAGGCCCUACGUAGACCUAUAUAAUUGGGAGGGUAUAGAGUUUCCGACAAGCAUCAAGAGCGAGAUGAAUAAUAAGGCCAUUGCAGUGAAUGUCCUAUACGUGACGGGAAAGAAGAUUAAUAUACUGAGACGAUCGGAGCACAGUGGACGUAGCAAGCAGGUGAACCUGCUGCUUAUGACGGAUGACAAAAAGACCCACUACACAGCUGUCAAAAGCCUAUCGCGCCUCCUAGUUAAAUCGAGGGACAAGCACCAUGGCUACUGCAAGGAACACGGGGCAGUUAAAAUUACGAUGCCAACAGAGGCUGAAAAAUGGCUAUACUAUAGGGAUGGCCAACAACAAUUCAAAGUACCUUUUGCCAUAUAUGCGGACUUCGAGAGUCUACUCAUCCCGGUAGAGGAUGCCAGGGAGACCAAGACUAAAAAGCUGAGUAAGCACGUACCAUCUGGAUGGUGUACACACUCAAAAUUCGCCUAUGGGGAUGUACCGGAUCCGCUAACAGUCUACAGGGGUGAGGACUGUAUGACGAGGUUCGUGAACCACCUGGAGGAUGAAGUUAAAAGACUAUACAAUACCUACCCGCAGCAACCCAUGCUACCUCUAACAGAAGUCCUGAAAAUAAAACAUGACGAGGCAUCGAAAUGUCAUAUCUGCAUGAAACCCUUUGACGGCUGCGAGUAUAGCCGUAAAGUUCAGAUCAUUGCCACUAUACGUGGCUGGUACGACGCACACCUGUUUAUCUUAGAAUUGGGAGAGAAGUACGACACCCAGGACAUUGGUUGUAUAGCCGAAAAUACCGAUAAGUAUAUUAUCUUCAACGUUAAAAUCAAGGUACCCCUUGCAGGUAUGGGGUACGGAGAUGGCGAGAAGUACAAGACCAUAGAGGUUAGGUUUAUCGACCCUUGUCGAUUCAUGGCAUCAAGCCUAGACAAAUUGGCAAGCAGCCUCAACGAUGAACAGUGCAAAAAGGGUGAUAACGUUACUAUGGGCGAUUAUCACGAUGUGUACCUCAGCACAGACGUCCUGCUAUUAGCCGACGUGUUUGAAACGUUUCGAGACGUGUGCUUGAUAAACUAUAAGCUUGAUCCUGCACACUUUUACAGUGCAACUGUCUUGGCCUAG
This is a messenger RNA of Hydractinia symbiolongicarpus, 1437 nucleotides long. RefSeq lists its product as uncharacterized. NCBI's taxonomy places the organism in Eukaryota, Metazoa, Cnidaria, Hydrozoa, Anthoathecata, Hydractiniidae. The coding region runs from base 1 to 1437 and encodes 478 amino acids. The record is from RefSeq and is a predicted model, not a curated record. The transcript has 4 exons.